AUGAUUGGGAGAAAAAACAAUGGGCGUCCAUCGCCAAUGUUGCUGGUUCUUUUGGCGCUCGGGUUUUUCUUUGCAACGUAUAAUCUAUUGACCAUCAUAAUACACAGCAAAUCUUCGAACUCAGGGAGUUUGGCUGCUGAUAGGUCGGAGUUGUCCGAUCCCUUGACUCGAAUGCCUGAAGAAACUAGGAGAGCGGAGAGUUCCAAUUCAAAGUUUCAUGUCGCCCUUACGGCGACUGAUGCUCCUUAUAGCCAGUGGCAAUGUCGAAUCAUGUAUUACUGGUAUAAGAAGAUGAAAGAUAUGCCUGGAUCAGACAUGGGGAAAUUUACACGGGUUUUGCAUUCAGGAAGUCCUGACAAUUUGAUGGAGGAGAUUCCGACCUUUGUUGUUGAUCCACUGCCGCAGGGCUUGGAUAGGGGUUAUAUUGUCCUGAAUAGGCCAUGGGCUUUUGUGCAAUGGUUGGAGAAAGCAACGAUAAAGGAAGAGUACAUUCUAAUGGCAGAACCUGAUCAUGUAUUUGCAAAUCCUUUGCCCAAUUUGGCGAAAGGAAAUCAUCCAGCAGCGUUUCCAUUUUUCUAUAUAAAACCCGAUCAAAAUGAAAAGAUAAUUAGGAAAUUUUAUCCUGAGGAAAAAGGUCCGGUGAACAAUGUUGAUCCCAUUGGCAAUUCUCCUGUAAUCAUUAAGAAGUCCCUACUAGAGGACAUUGCUCCCACGUGGGUGAACAUUUCCUUGAGAAUGAAAGACGACCCAGAGACUGAUAAGGCUUUCGGAUGGGUGCUUGAAAUGUAUGCAUAUGCCGUAGCAUCUGCAUUGCAUGGCGUCCGCCAUAUUCUCCGGAAAGAUUUCAUGCUUCAGCCUCCAUGGGAUUUGGAAGUUGGUAACAAGUUUAUCAUCCACUAUACAUACGGAUGUGACUACAAUAUAAAGGGUGAACUGACUUAUGGAAAAAUUGGAGAAUGGCGCUUUGACAAAAGAUCUUAUCUUAGUGGCCCUCCACCAAAAAACCUUUCAUUGCCCCCUCCAGGAGUUCCUGAAAGUGUGGUAAGUCUAUUAAUCUCCAUCUUGUCAGAGUCUAUUCGAGAAAUUAACUGUUAGAGGUUUAUGGCUAAUUUACGAAAUUGGAAUUGGUUCCAAAAGUUAUAUGCUUCGUAGUUUUGACAUGUUUUUCAGGUUCACGACACAAAUUUAUGUUCAUUUUAGUUGAUCAUGGCUGCUUUAUA
Molecule: messenger RNA, 1220 nt
Organism: Morus notabilis
Lineage: Eukaryota; Viridiplantae; Streptophyta; Magnoliopsida; Rosales; Moraceae
Product: hydroxyproline O-arabinosyltransferase 3
Exons: 7
Coding region: 1-1095 (364 amino acids)
Molecular function (GO): glycosyltransferase activity
Source: RefSeq, a predicted model, not a curated record